CAUGGCAUUCUAGUGUAAGCUGGCUAGAGUUUCUCAUCUGCACUGGUCCAUCCUGUUAUUUUCGGUCUGUAAUGUGCUUAACUUAGUUGGAUCUCUGACCUGUAUUCUUUGGAGAACAACAGGACAGCUCACUGCAGUUCAUCACUCACCAAGCAGACAAGCCUGAAAGUUUGUUGGGGUUCAAAGUGAAAAGGAAGACGCCAUGGUAGAAAAUCAAAUCUAAAGUCAUUAUCAAGCAUGUAUGCGAAAAUUCUCAAACUUAUUUCUUGAUUCAUUUGGCUCUGGUUGUCAAUUCAAGCAUGAAUGUUCUCUUUCUCACUGUCGUAAAAAAAAAAAUACUAGCAGACUCUCACACCCAUGGGCCAUGAGUGAUAAAAAAACCUGGUAGGGAUUGACUCACAACCUUGCUUCAGAUUCUUUACCUUUUGAUGCCUAGGAAUAAUAAAGACAACAGUUAUCACUCUCACCAAACCAUGAGACUGCUUUGAUAGUCUUACAUUCAGAAACACACAGGGAGGUUGCUGAUCUUCGAAUGUAGCCCAUUCGAAGGAAGGUUGUACUCAAACUUUCUCCUUGAAAGUAGCUACUAUAUGAUUGAUGUAUUUCCUUAAGGAAGCACUCUAUGAUUAAUGUAUUGUGGAUUCUUCUAGCUGGCAUGACAAGUACAGUGAAGAUACUCUUAGUGAAAAAGGACGAGUCUAUGAACUUCCUAAUUCAUCAGUCAAGGUCCAGCAGCUGGCAGAUUAUGCUGUAAAUAAACUCCGAACACACAUUGGUUACCUCCUGUGCAACCUGGCUACGCCAAAUACAUAGCAAAUGGCGGAGGUAGUGAUUCUUUCAGUUGUGAUAAAGAUUGGAGUCGCUCUAGGGAAGGAAGCAGUAAAACAGGCUAGCCUGCAGUUCCAACAGUUUAAUACACAGUUAACAGAGCUUCAGGGCCGGAUGGGUCGCAUCAGAAUGGAGCUCAGGCUAAUGCAUGGAUUUCUUUGUGGAGUGGACAUACGAAAUAGGAGGAAUCAGACUUAUGAAAUAUGGGUUCAAGAGUUGAGAAUGCUUGCCCAUGAGAUCGAGGACAUUAUGGAUGAGUAUUUGUAUUUUGUUGGCCAUAAACAUGGUACUGGAUGGGGUACCUAUUUGAAGAAAGGAUGCAAGCAACCGAACGUGUUGAUUUCCUUGAACAAGAUAGCUUCAAUGGUUAUGGAAGCAGAGACUAAUCUUGGGCACCUAUUCCUGGUGAAAAGUCGGUGGGUUUCAGUUGUUGAUGGUGGGAAUUCCAGUAACUCAAGUGACAUUGUUGAGAGGUCCCAACAUCUCGCAAGCUCUUCACGUUCCCUUGGUGAAGAAGAUCUUGUGGGAGUGGAUGAAGACAGAGAACAACUUGAGACAUGGCUGCGAGGUAUGCAUUUGGAUUGCUCUGUCGUGAUAGUGUUGCAUGGAAUGGGAGGGCUGGGUAAAACAGCUUUGGCAGCAAAUGUCUAUAUGAAGGAGAGAGAAAAGUUUGAUUGCCAUGCCUGGGUCUUUGUCUCUCAAACUUACUCCACAAAAGAUGUUCUUAAACGUCUAAUAACUGAACUAUACAAAGAGAGCGAAGACACACCAGGUGAUAUCACCAACCUAGAGAUUGAUGGCCUUCAAAAUAUACUGAUAACCUUCAUUGCGGACAAGAAGUACUUGAUCAUAUUGGAUGAUGUUUGGACUCCAAAAGCAUUUGAUGAAUUUUCUAGGCUUAUUCGUAAUGGAAAGAACAGUAGACUGAUUAUCACAACACGGGAAGGUGAUGUCGCUGCACGUGCCACUCCAGAUCGUAUGUUAACACUAAAAGAUUUACCAGAAGACAAGGCAUGGGAUCUCUUCUGCAAGACAACCUUUGCAAGCUAUGCUGAUCAUGAAUGUCCUAAAGACCUGAAACCUUUGUCUGAGGAAAUAGUUCUCCGCUGCAAAGGCCUGCCUCUUGCUAUUGUGUCAGUUGGUAGCCUCCUUCGUGUGCGUGAGAAAACUGUGGAAGAAUGGAGAAGAAUAAAUGACCAGUUGGGCUGGGAGCUAAUAAAUAAUCCUAUGCUCGGCGAUGUGAGGAAUGUUUUGCAUCUGAGCUACAUCUACCUUCCAACACAAUUGAAAAGUUGUUUCCUGUAUUGCAGCUUAUUUUCUGAAGGCUAUCUUUUUGGAAGAAACAUGCUUGCACGGUUAUGGACAGCAGAGGGAUUCAUCGAGGAGAGGGGUGCAAGCACAUUUGAACAAGUGGCUGAAGGAUACAUGAAAGAGUUGGUCCAGAGAAACAUGCUACAACUUGUUCAAAGGAACUCAUUUGGUAGGAUGAAGAUGUUCAGAAUGCACGAUAUCCUACGAGAAUUGGCAAUUGAUUUGUGUCGGAAUGAUCUUUUUGGUGUUACAUAUGACGAAGACAGAUGUGCAGGAUCUCUUGAUAAGGAUGGGCGUCGAUUGGUAGUACAGAAACUAAAGAAGGACAUUGAACGAUCAAUUUCAAGUGUACACCAGCUUCGAUCCAUCACUGUAUUAGACAAGAGUAUGCCAUCACUCACUCUACUACAUUUGCUGUGUGAGAUGUCAACAUAUAUGACUGUGCUAGAAUUAAGUGGUCUACCUAUCGUGAAUAUUCCAUAUGCUAUUGGGAAUCUUUUCAAUCUUCGUCAUUUAGGUCUGCGUAGAUCAAAAGUUAAGAUGCUCCCAAAGUCUGUUGAGAAGCUUUCAAAUUUGUUGACACUCGACCUUAGUAGAUCUGACAUAGACGAGCUACCUGGUGGGAUUGUUAAACUGAAGAAGCUUAGACACUUGUUCGCUCAAAAAGUUAAAUAUCUAAAUGGCAGAUUUCUCUUGUCGUCAAGUGGUGUAAGAAUCCGCAGCGGUCUUGGUAAUCUAACAAACCUGCAGACACUACAAUCGUUGGAAGCACAGGAUGAGUCUGUUAGAAAAUUGAGGGAGCUAAGACAACUGAGAAGCCUACGGUUAUUCAAUGUGAAGAGAGUGUACCAUGAACCCCUCUGCGAGUCUCUAGUGGAAAUGCAUUUUUUGUCCAAGCUACAUGUUAUUGCAAGUGAUGAGAAUGAGGUUCUUUUGUUAAAUGCCCUCCCGCCAAACCUACAAAAGCUAAAUUUGACAGGAAAAUUAGACAUAGACUCUUUCCAAGCUGUAGGUCGGAACUUAUAUUCCUUGCGUCUAAAUCUAUCACAGCUGACAGAAGACCCCCUGCCAUCCAUUUCUCUGUUGUCAAAUUUGACAGAGCUAUUUCUUGAUGGAGCAUACAACGGAGAGAAGCUGGUAUUUCUCGCGGAGUGGUUUCCCAACCUGAAGACUCUUCAGUUAAGGGACCUUCAUAAUCUUAAGAAGCUAGAUAUACAGGAAGGUGCUAUGGUGACUUUAGAAAAAUUAUCGCUAGUCAACCUUGACAGCAUCACAGAAAUCCCACCUGGUAUUAAGUUCCUCGUGACCCUCCGGUAUCUAGGCUUUCACGAAAUCACACAGGGCUUUUUGACGUUGUUGCGUGAAUGUGUUCGAAAUGGUGGUAUGCGCCAGUUCUGGUAUACUCCGCGAGCUUGACUGCUCCUUGCUAGUCCAUAAAUGUGUUGGCAGAAGGAAGGAUGGAAGUGAAAUGUCUUCAUCUGAUGCUUCAAGACUCCUGCCUUUAGCUCCUCUUGACAAACAUUGGACUAUUGCAUCUCUUGUUCCAUACCGUGCUUCAUUUUCAUUCUUUGUGUUCACAGAAAUAACAAUUACGGGCUACUGUAGGUGUGCUUGUGAAAUGUGUUUAUCUGUUUCUUUUAAUAACAUUGCACCUAUUGUAAGGCUAGAUAUGUGUAUUGCUCGCUGUCUUUUAAUUAUUAGUGUCAGGAUUUGGAAGUGGAAAGGUUCGUCCCGAAGAAGGUUUUCCUGCUACUUCCAAAUAUUUAGAGUUCGUUUCAUAGACUACAAGUUGUAAUUUGACUCUAUAAGUCCACCCCUUGUUGAUCAAUCUGUACACUAUGGUUUUUUUCUUUGCCAAUAUACUUGGUACUGUUAUAUA
Lolium rigidum is the source of this 4018-nucleotide messenger RNA. Its product is annotated as disease resistance protein RPM1-like. Gene Ontology annotation, molecular function: ADP binding. NCBI's taxonomy places the organism in Eukaryota, Viridiplantae, Streptophyta, Magnoliopsida, Poales, Poaceae. The record is from RefSeq and is a predicted model, not a curated record. The transcript has 4 exons. Gene Ontology annotation, biological process: defense response to other organism. The coding region runs from base 817 to 3555 and encodes 912 amino acids.